AUGGAAGGGUUAUAUUUCAAUAUCAACAACGGAUACCUUGAAGGUGUUGUUCGUGGAUACAAGAGUGGAUUACUCACCACCAACCAAUAUGUCAAUUUAACUCAAUGUGACAAUUUAGAGGAUUUAAAAUUACAAUUAAGUUCCACCGAUUAUGGGAAUUUCAUGGCUAACUACUCCGGCCCAUUGAGUACCAGUGUACUUCAGGAUAACUUAAGUAAGAAGUUGUUCCAACAAUUCCAAUAUGUCAAGUCACAAUCUAGUGGUAAAUUGACCAAGUUCAUGAACUAUAUUAACUACGGAUACAUGAUUGAUAAUGUGAUUUUAAUGAUUACCGGGACUUUACACGAAAGGGAUAAACUGGAAAUUUUGAGAAAGUGUAACCCAUUAGGUUGGUUUGACACUUUACCUACUUUGUCCAUUGCUACCGAUAUUGAAAGUUUGUAUUCUACCGUAUUGAUUGAUACUCCAUUGGCACCAUUCUUCAAGAAUUGUGUUAGUGCUGAUGACUUGGAUGAUUUAAACAUUGAAAUUAUUAGAAAUAAGUUGUACAAGAACUACUUGGAAUCAUUUGUUGAGUUUGUCACAAGUGAAUUUGACGGACCUGAUCAAGAAAUCAUGAUUAGAUUGUUGACUUUGGAAGCAGAUAAGAGAGUUAUAAACAUCACUUUGAACUCUUUGAACAACAGCGACUUGUCUAGCGAAGACAAGCUCAGUUUGUUCCCAAGCUACGGUAAGCUCUAUCCAACUUAUCACUUGCAAUUAUCUCAGGCUGAAGAUAUUGAACAAUUAAAAUCAAUUGUGGAAUACAUUGGUGAUUACAAGGACAUUUUUAACGAAAGUGGAGAUGCUUCCGGAUUGAGAGGAUUGGGUGAUUGGUUUUACUUGUUGGAAAUGCAAUUUUGUAGAAAUGCAUUCACUCAACAAUUCACAUUAUCGACAGUUUACGCAUGGUUGAAAUCAAAGGAACAGGAAAUUAGAAAUAUCACUUGGAUUGCUGAAUGUAUUGCCCAAAACCAAAAGAAUAGAAUUGACAGUUAUAUUUCAGUGUAUUAG
This is a messenger RNA of Spathaspora passalidarum NRRL Y-27907, 1053 nucleotides long. Its product is annotated as H(+)-transporting V0 sector ATPase subunit d. Gene Ontology annotation, biological process: vacuolar acidification; vacuolar transport; proton transmembrane transport. Gene Ontology annotation, molecular function: proton-transporting ATPase activity, rotational mechanism. The record is from RefSeq and is a predicted model, not a curated record. The transcript has a single exon. The coding region runs from base 1 to 1053 and encodes 350 amino acids. Lineage: Eukaryota; Fungi; Ascomycota; Pichiomycetes; Serinales; Debaryomycetaceae. Gene Ontology annotation, cellular component: proton-transporting V-type ATPase, V0 domain; fungal-type vacuole membrane; vacuolar proton-transporting V-type ATPase complex.